AUGCGUUCCUUCUCUGGUUGUCAAACAUGCAGGCGAAGGAAAUUGAAGUGCGACGAGGUCAAGCCCAUCUGCGGGCCCUGUCGCAGGGGUUCUCGGGAAUGUUGCUACUCUCAGAGGUCGAUAUUUCGGCACUUUGAGACAUCCCCGAGAGACAAGAGCAAAGACGGGGGCUUCUCACAACGCCAAGAGCAACACGUCUUCCAGGAUGACCAUGUAUGGCUUCAUGUGCCAGCUGAGCGUGAGUUUCUUCGGUUUAUACAUGUCAAAGACCCUUACACACACCAAGACGAUCCUGUCCUGCGGCUUGGAGGCGCUCAGGAAGAGGAACGGGAAUCGAUUCAGAUUCUUGACUUUCCUGGAGCCAUUCUUGACUCACCUGUAGGAGAAAGCAUCUUGACCCCAGCAGACGAACCUCAAGAUUAUCCUGAACACCCACAAACACCUGAUAUCGAUGAGCCGGCAUCAACAUCAAACUUGACGGCAUUGCAUUUGCUAAGACAUUUCAAGCAAGGUCCUGGUCAAUGGAUGGACAUAUUUGACACUGGGUCCUACUUCUCUUGCAAAGUCCCGGUCAUAGCAGCCACAAAGCCCCUGCUGAAAUCAGCAGUCUGCGCAGUCUCAGCCAAACAUCUCGACCGCCUCUCUCGAGCAGAGGCUUUUUCCGAAAGCAGUUUCCAUGCAUCCCGUUACGCUGUUGACUGGCACUAUCAGUCUGCAAAGCAUUAUGGCGAAGCUAUUAACCACCUAAAAAAUGCGGUUGACUUGCGAGCAUACGAGAAUGAUUUGAGCGAUAAAGAGGACAUGCUUGCUGCUGUGGCAAUACUCUGUAUUUAUGAACUCAUGGAUGCUCCCGAUACAGCCUGGCGAGCACACCUCAAGGCAUUACCGCUGUUUGAUCCCAAAUCAGAUCCUUUCGCUGCCCCGUCAUCGCCGGUAGUAAUCCCUCGGACGGCGAUCCAAGGCCCCAUCUUUUGGAGUCUGGCAAGACAAGACUUGCUUUGCGCGUUUAUCAGCGAAACACAGACUCGUCUUGAUCUAAAAGACAUGCGGCUUUGGCAGAAUGCAGGUCUCGCCACAAAUGAAAAUGGCUCUCUAAUGCCAUUCAGUCCUCCCGGCUCAGCAGACGUUCGCACCUCGGCUGACAUUGAGGAAGACACAAAGAGCAACGAGUUAACAUGGCUCCUGGGCAAGAUAUCGAACUACCUUACGUCCGGUGAUGCCAUCAACCCCACGGACUACGCUCUGCCUCAUGGGCAGCGUCCUCUAGUCGGAGUUACCCAGGAGCGGCUUCUUAAGCGAUGGAAACUGUUGAUGGCAGAGUUGCAGAAGUGGUACAAUAGCCUCCCCUCGACCUUUCAACCGAGUGCCAGGACAGCAUAUUUAGGAAGUGAGGAGGCAUGCUUCACCAACUUUGAACAAAUAUGGUACGAAUUACCAAUCUGCGCCGCAACAAUGCAAAACUACCACAUGGCCAUGAUUCUUUUGCUGGUCAACAGACCCCAGGAGUCAACAGCCAUACGUUCCACAGUCUCCGCCCGCCUCAACUCUUACAGGCAGAUCCAGGCCAAAGUACACGAUCACGCCAGAGAGAUAUGCGGCAUCAGUUUGGCAAAUCCUACGGAUCCCAUGAGGAUUAAUUCAGUGCAGGCCCUGUUUGUCGCGGGGCAGGUGUUUUUUGAGAGGUGUGAGCAAGAGGCUGUUUUGAAGCUGCUUGAGGGGAUACAGAGGGAUCUUGGGUGGACUACUAGUUUUCAUACUGCCAAGCUUGUUGAUGAAUGGCCAAAGGGGUGA
Messenger RNA from Fusarium falciforme, 1791 nucleotides. Its product is annotated as Zn(2)-C6 fungal-type domain-containing protein. Gene Ontology annotation, molecular function: transcription cis-regulatory region binding; zinc ion binding; DNA-binding transcription factor activity, RNA polymerase II-specific. The transcript has 5 exons. Gene Ontology annotation, cellular component: nucleus. The coding region runs from base 1 to 1791 and encodes 596 amino acids. The record is from RefSeq and is a predicted model, not a curated record. Gene Ontology annotation, biological process: positive regulation of transcription by RNA polymerase II. NCBI's taxonomy places the organism in Eukaryota, Fungi, Ascomycota, Sordariomycetes, Hypocreales, Nectriaceae.